AUGGCUUGCUGGGUGUUCUGUAAUCGCUGUUUCCAGCCACCCCAGGGGACGACGUGUUUCAGCCUGACUAACUGCGGCCACGUGUACUGCGAUGUCUGCCUGCGCAAAGGUAAAAGGAAUGAAUGCUUGAUUUGUAAAGUUCCAUGUCGUACAGUUCUGCUUUCGAAACAUACGGACUCCGACAUCCAGUCACUCUUCAUGGGCAUAGACGGCCUGUGCAGGAAGUACGCAAGGGAGACCUCCCAGGUUUCAGAAUUUCAAGAAAAGCACAGGAGGAGACUGUUAGCCUACUACAGAGAAAAGAUUUCUCAUUUGGAAGAGUCCCUCAGGAAGUCAGCGCUGAGGAUGGAGCAGCUGCAGAGUGUGAGAUUGUCGCAACAAACGGCUUUCAGCACAACAAAAAAUCCAGUUUCAACUCCUUCGACAAAGCCCAACGGGCCUCUCUUCCUGCCACCUGACUCGUCAGCCUCUGAAAGGGCGGAGUCCAUGGAAGUUGAUCUCAGGCCCUCCCCAAGGAGAAAGUGUGAGGUCGCCACUGGCCUGACUAGGAUCUCUCUGCUCAGUCCACCUCGGGAUGGACGCAUGGUGUCCCCGCCUUGUGCCCCCACCGUCAUGCUGCUGUGCGGGUCUGUGCGAGCUGGCGCCCAGGCAUCUCUCAGGCAGGGCAGCCUCUCUGUGCUCAGUUUCUGCGGCAAAGCUGUGCCCUCCCAGUUCCUGCAGGGUCACACCCGGCCGUGCCCUUUCCUCCUGCUCUCAACCCCCGACACAAAGGCGCAGGUGCACAGGGGCCCGCUCACGGCCCAGUCAGGCUGUAGCACCGGCCCUGGGGGCGGCUCCUUGGUGCUGCCCGGGCCUCCUGCGACGCCUGGGGUCACCGCCCUCAGGACCAAGACCUGCCAUGGCCCAUGGUUCUCAGGCAGGACCCGAAAGACCCCCUACUGA
Mesoplodon densirostris (Blainville's beaked whale) is the source of this 942-nucleotide messenger RNA. It is a transcript of the gene RNF212, whose product is annotated as ring finger protein 212. Gene Ontology annotation, cellular component: synaptonemal complex. Gene Ontology annotation, molecular function: SUMO transferase activity. The record is from RefSeq and is a predicted model, not a curated record. Lineage: Eukaryota; Metazoa; Chordata; Mammalia; Artiodactyla; Ziphiidae. The transcript has 12 exons. Bases 1 to 942 code for a protein of 313 amino acids. Gene Ontology annotation, biological process: protein sumoylation; reciprocal meiotic recombination; homologous chromosome pairing at meiosis.